AUGACUUCUGGACAGCCAAAACGUGUUGCAUAUUAUUAUGAUAGUGAUGUUGGAAAUUUUUAUUAUGGACAAGGGCAUCCAAUGAAACCACAACGCGUUCGUAUGACACAUAAUCUUUGUCUUAAUUAUGGUUUAUACAGGAAGAUGGAAAUAUAUAGACCUAUUGUUGCUACAUUUGAAGAAAUGGCUAAAUUUCAUUCUGAUGAUUAUUUAACUUUUCUUAAUACAAUAAGACCUGAUAAUAUGUCUAAUUUUGAAAAGCAAAUGAGUUUAUUUAAUGUUGGUGAAGAUUGUCCUGUUUUUGAUGGAUUAUUUGAAUUUUGUACUAUUUCUUGUGGAGGAUCUAUUGCUGCAGCAAAAAAAUUAACCGAAAGACAAUGUGAUAUUGCUAUUAAUUGGAUGGGAGGUCUUCAUCAUGCAAAAAAAUCUGAAGCAUCUGGUUUUUGUUAUACUAAUGAUAUUGUUAUUGGUAUACUAGAACUUCUUAAUGAAUAUCAACGAGUUCUUUAUGUAGAUUGUGAUCUUCACCAUGGUGAUGGUAUUGCUGAAGCUUUCCUCACUUCUAACCGCGUUAUGACUGUUUCUUUUCACAAGUAUGGUGAUUUUUUCCCAGGAACAGGAGAUUUAAGUGACAUUGGUGCUGGUGAGGGUUUAAAUUAUGAUGUUAAUUUCCCCUUAAGAGACGGUAUUGAUGAUUUAACCUAUGAAGCUAUUUUUGUUCCUGUUAUGGAACGUGUCCUCCAACAAUUUCGUCCAGAAGCUAUUGUACUUCAACUUGGAGCUGACUCUUUAACUGGUGAUCGACUCGGAUGUUUUAAUCUUACACUUAAGGGUCAUGGAAAAUGUGUUGAAUUUAUGAAAAAACAAGGGAUUCCUUUAAUGAUGUUAGGUGGUGGUGGUUAUACUGUUAGAAAUGUUUCAAGGUGCUGGACAUAUGAAACAGGUGUUGCUCUAGAUACCGAACUUUCAAAUGAUCUCCCAUAUAAUGAUUAUUUUGAAUAUUUUGGACCCGAUUUUAAAUUACAUAUUUCUCCAAGUAAUGUUCCAAACAAUAAUACUAGGGAAUACUUACAAAAAACUUCUUUACAAAUUUUUGAGAAUUUACGUCAUGUAGACGUUGCUCCAUCUGUUCAAUUUCAUGAAAAACCAUCUUCAUAUUUAAAAUAUGAUGAAGAUUCCACUGAGGAUAUGAUGGACACGGAUACACGUUUACCCAAUCAUAUAACUGACAAAAUAGUAGAAAAUCCGGCAGAAUUAUAUGAUACUGAAAAAGAAGGUGAGGUCCCUGGAACAGAUAUUUCAUAUGCUAAUAUAGAAAAUGCCCCUAUAAAUGAAAUAUCAAAGGAUCAGCCAAUGGAAACGUCAAAUGAACCAAGUACAACAACGAUUGAAAAUCAAAUGAACUAA
Molecule: messenger RNA, 1407 nt
Organism: Strongyloides ratti
Lineage: Eukaryota; Metazoa; Nematoda; Chromadorea; Rhabditida; Strongyloididae
Product: Histone deacetylase 2
Exons: 2
Coding region: 1-1407 (468 amino acids)
Molecular function (GO): histone deacetylase activity
Source: RefSeq, a predicted model, not a curated record